Molecule: messenger RNA, 708 nt
Organism: Saxophila tyrrhenica
Lineage: Eukaryota; Fungi; Ascomycota; Dothideomycetes; Mycosphaerellales; Extremaceae
Gene: VMA4
Product: V-ATPase V1 sector subunit E
Exons: 2
Coding region: 1-708 (235 amino acids)
Biological process (GO): proton transmembrane transport
Cellular component (GO): proton-transporting two-sector ATPase complex, catalytic domain
Molecular function (GO): proton-transporting ATPase activity, rotational mechanism
Source: RefSeq, a predicted model, not a curated record
AUGUCCACCCCCCACGCCCUCCCCGACGAAGCCGUCACCACCGAGCUCCGCAAAAUGACCGCCUUCAUCCGGCAAGAGGCCCUCGAAAAAGCGCGCGAAAUCCACCUCAAAGCCGACGAAGAAUUCUCCAUCGAAAAGUCCAAGCUCGUCCGCUCCGAGACGCAGCGCAUCGACUCCGAGUACACCAAAAAAUUCACGCAGGCGGGCAUGUCGCAGCAGAUCACCAAGAGCACUGUAGCCAAUAAGCAGCGUCUGCGGAUUCUGAGUGCGAGGCAGGAGUUGCUAGAUGGCUUGUUCGAGGAUGCGGGGAAGAAGGUGGGCAAGGAGGCGGGCGUGGAGCAGGGGAAGGGGAAGUAUGAGGGGGUGUUGAAGGGGUUGAUUUUGGAGGGCUUGUACGCGAUGGCGGAUGAGAAGAAAGUCUCGCUCAGGUGCAGGAAGAAGGACGACGCGGUGGUGAAGAAGGCGGCGGAGCAGGCGAGGGGGGAGUUUAAGAAGCAGAUGGGCGGGAGGGAGGUGGAGGUUGUGGUGGAGGAGAAGGAGAGGUUGCCCGAGGGGUCGACUGGCGGUAUCGUGAUAUUCGACGCCACGGGCAAGAUCGACAUCACCAAUACGUUUGACGAGCGGCUGAAGCUGCUGGAGACGGAUGCGCUGCCCAGUGUGCGGACGACGCUGUUUGGGGAGAACGAGAACAGGCGAUUCAAGGACUGA